AUGGACCUCAGUAUCAGUAUGACAACCUGCUCCUCUCUCCUGGCCUUGGGGAUGAUGCCUCUCUGUCUUUUAAUCUACACCAGCGUAUGGACAUCCAGUGACACCAUCAACAUCCCGUUUGACAGUAUCGGUAUCACUCUGGCAGCCCUAAUCAUCCCGAUUACUGUGGGAAUGUACGUAAAGCACAGGUGGCCUGAGAUGGCAAAAAAGAUCCUGAAGGUGGGAUCCAUUGCUGGCUUGGUUCUCAUUAUCAUUAUAGCUGUGGUUGGAGGAGUCCUCUACCAGUCGUCCUGGACCAUUUCUCUCUCCCUGUGGAUAAUUGGCACCAUCUACCCCUUUAUUGGAUGCAGCCUUGGGUUCUUCCUGGCUCGCUUUGUGGGUCAACCCUGGUACAGAUGUCGAACCAUUGCACUGGAGACAGGUUUCCAGAAUUCCCAGUUGUGCAGCACUAUCGUCCAACUGUCCUUCAGCCCAGAGCAGCUGGAAAUCAUGUUUGCCUUCCCCCUCAUCUACAGCAUCUUCCAGGCUGCGGACCAGAUCCCUCUCACUGAUGCACCCUCGCACAGUGCUCCCCACCCCCUUAGGGAAGCAUCUGUGGACACCACCUUGCGAAACAACACCCUCCCAUCUGAGAGCCCUGAUGCAGUAGCCUGGGCUCCCUCCAGGGAUAGAGAACUAGCAUGCACGAUGCGGUUACCAUCAGCCUCCUCCAGAGGUGACGCGAUGCACACAAGUGGUGAGAGAGAGUCCAGCAUUGAAACACUCUCAUCUUUACCAGUCCAAGUGGCACUGCAGUGA
Molecule: messenger RNA, 798 nt
Organism: Neolamprologus brichardi
Lineage: Eukaryota; Metazoa; Chordata; Actinopteri; Cichliformes; Cichlidae
Source: RefSeq, a predicted model, not a curated record